AUGGAGACCUACGGAGAUGCUGUCGACAAUUCCUUCUAUUAUGGUAACUACCCCAGCAGAAACCCAACUCCUGACACAGAAGAAAACGAACCCGGACAACCCACAACAGACCAAAAACUCAAAAGAAAGCGGGAAAACCGCUACAAAAACGCUCCUCCUGCGGUCUUGUCGAGGCGACGGGCCCAAAACCGUGCCUCCCAACGAGCCUACCGCGAGCGCAAAGAGCAGCGCAUCCGCGACCUUGAGCAUAUGCUCAAUGAGGCCCGGCAGCGCAACGAUGUGCUAAGUCAGGCUUAUGCCGCUCUCCAUGCUGAGUACAUGGCACUGAAGAACUCGCAGCUUGCUGUGGGUGGGGAUGCUGGUGCAGUUCCGGGGGGGUAUGCUCAGCAGCAGGAGCAGGUUGAGCUUGCCUAUGGGACUGCCAUAUCAGGAGCUAUCGAUUUUGGACUUGUUGCCAUUACCAACCCGCUAGGUAAACCGGAAAUGUUUGGGUAUGAUCCAAAUGGGCUCAGUGGCGGGUAUCCGUUUUGA
Thermochaetoides thermophila DSM 1495 is the source of this 531-nucleotide messenger RNA. RefSeq lists its product as uncharacterized. The record is from RefSeq and is a predicted model, not a curated record. NCBI's taxonomy places the organism in Eukaryota, Fungi, Ascomycota, Sordariomycetes, Sordariales, Chaetomiaceae. The transcript has 3 exons. Gene Ontology annotation, molecular function: DNA-binding transcription activator activity, RNA polymerase II-specific; transcription cis-regulatory region binding. Gene Ontology annotation, cellular component: RNA polymerase II transcription regulator complex. Bases 1 to 531 code for a protein of 176 amino acids.